AAACAAGUCGCAUACACAAAAUAGCACUUUUACUGGUGCGUGUGGCUGUGUGCAAGGAGGUUGGUUGUGCGGAGGUGCCGGUGUGUUCGGUGCGCGGACGCACGGGGCCAGGCGGCGGCGGCGCCCGCGCGGGCGGGGGCGGACCUGUUCGGGCAACGGUGUCGCGGACACCGCACACUAGCUCUCAGUCCUUUCGCAGCGGCCAACGGUACCACAUGUGCCGCUAACUUAUACGCACAAAAUAAACAUCAACAACGCGAGGAAACUUAACGUGCAGUGUGAUACGAUGCUGAUCUGUGAAUUUUAAAAGACCAAGUGACAUAGACGAACAGAAGGAUCGAGUGUAGUGUUGAAUAGCGCCCGAAGAUGCCGAAAAUCUUCCUAAUUAAGAAGCGGCUGCAUGAGCAGCAACUGGGGUUGCAGGAAGGGCAGGAAUUGCUCGCUAGCAAGUCCGACCCGCUGUGCCCCGGCUCCCCGCUUGAUGAUGGCCCCAUUCCACUCCUCUCCAAGAAGGAUAAAGAUUGCGUCGAUCGCGACGUAUUUGGCGAAAGCAAUGGAGUUAAAAAUACAAGAGAUAAACGUUUGAAGGAACUCAGAUUUGUGUCAUCAAUACUUGGUGGCGAUGUCCCAUACGGCAGCCAUAGAGGACAUGUGCUCACACAAGCUGAACGCAAACAAUACUUGCCAGUCGUGGUAGAAGAGAAGAAAACCGAAGACAAACCUCUUAUUAAGGAAGAAAAAGAUUCUCUAGACAGUGAACCAGUAGUAUUACCAUCCAGAAAUACCCCGUCACCAGAAUCUGCUCCCUCACCUGGCAUUGAUAACAGCGUCACUUGCCAAAAAGUGUCGGUCAUACAGAGGACACCCUCACAAUCACAAUUCCGGGAUGGUAAAAAAGAACUAUCUGACGUCAGCAUUCCACCAACAUUGCCGACACCUGAACCUGAGCAAGAUCAACCUAUCGAUUACGUUAUUGCCAAAAAACGUGGCGAAUCAGAAGACGAAGAAACAGAAAAGAAAAUAAGGGAACAAAGGCGAACAAGUAGUUCAAAAAUUGCAAAUGGAAUUUUGGCUAGACCAUCCUUCGUACUUCGUAACUGUCCAGCGAAUAAAGUCCCUGGCAUUAUCAAUGCCGCGGCGGGUCAUGGUCGAUCAACCGGUAAUACCGGUUCAAGUGGCAGCUCACAAAGCAGUGGUGGCUCGGGCAGCUUUAGUUCUGGCGGUGGCGGCACUGCGCCUUCGUCUGGCGGCGGUGGUGCGAUAGGAGGUGGUUCGGGAAGUGGUGGCAAUGGCCGCGACGGUCGAUCAAAUUACGGCCCUAACAGCCCUCCUACAGGCAGUCUUCCACCUUUCUAUGAAACCUUAGGACCAUCUACAAAAGGUGGUCAAAACUCUUUCAAUGCCAAUAGCAACUUCUCUAAUGAAUUCAACAUUAUUAACGGAUUUAACAUGGACUGCGAAAAUAAUGACAAUGCCACGAACUUCCCUGAACAAAGUAAACAGUAUUCAUUAAUGCAAAAUGCACACUACGGGUUAGCGCUUAAAGAUGAAGAAAUAGAUUAUGAAAGCAAAUUAGAGAAUAUUGGGGCCAUUGGUAAUUACGGAAGCAAUUUUGAUGAGUCUAUGGUAGUCGAUAUGGGCGAAGAUGUAAUAGACAACUACCAAUUUGCUAACACAUUGACAUUCCCAGGACCUAACGAAGGUAUCUUAGGAAACCUGUCAGAUUCAGCUGAAGACUUCGCUAGCUUACUAAACAAUCAUGUAGAAUCUAUUACUGACUCCGACAUCAGAGAAUCAUCGUCAAUCACUCCAGAUUCAGUACACAAUCCCGUUGAUAUUGAAUCAUUAGCAGAACAAGUUAAUUUAAGUAGACAAUACUAUGAAAAGGCUAACUAUUUAGCAUUCGCCAGUCAAGAAAACCAGGGUUCUUCAUAUAACUUUGCAAAGGAUCGGCCAGAUUUAUUGAUGCAACUGAAUCCAGCGCUUUUGCAACACGGUGAAGGUCAAAUGCAACAGCUACAAAUCCACGUGCAGCUUCAACAAAGACAGCAGAUACUAUCCCCCGGCUUCCCCUUCACUAGUCACCCCGCCUUGGACCUGGACUCGCCGACGGGUACAUCGCUGCCGUCGCCUGGCGGGAACAACUCGCUCGACGGCAACAGCCACAUUGAGAACGCCUCCCUCAGUCCUGCUGCUGCUGUAAGUCUCAAGAAAUCCUCUGCCGGCGAUGGCAAAAUUCAAAUCUUGCAACAAAGGUUGGGUCUACCAGCAGAACUCCCGUUGGAAUUCAUAAAUGGUGGACACGGAGUAAAGAAUCCAUUGGCGACAGAAGCGAACGCGAGACAAAGAGAAGAGGAAAAGAACAAACAAGUAUUAGUAAGCGAAGAUGAUCCCACAAAGUUUGUUUGCAGAGUUUGCUCAAAGAACUUCAGUUUACAGAGACUGUUGAACCGACAUAUGAAGUGUCAUUCGGACGUCAAGAGAUACCUGUGCACGUUCUGUGGCAAAGGGUUCAAUGACACCUUCGAUUUAAAACGACACACAAGGACGCACACUGGUGUCCGACCCUACAAAUGUAACCUCUGCGAGAAAUCGUUUACCCAAAGAUGCUCUCUGGAAUCUCACUGCCUUAAAGUACACGGAGUUCAACACACUUACGCAUACAAGGAGAGAAGGACUAAGAUGUAUGUUUGCGAGGAAUGCGGCCACACUACAUCAGAGCCAGAAGAGCACUACAUGCAUCUAAAGAAACAGCACCCUUAUUCCCCGGCGCUGCUCAAGUUUUACGACAAGCGACACUUCAAGUUCACAAACGCGACGUUCGCAAACCAGCUUCUGGGACAGCUGCCCAUGCCAGUACACAACUAAAUGUACACUAAUGAUAAUUUCAUAACUGUUAUAAUUAGCACUUGCAAUCAUUAAGGACAUAUUUGUGCUAUGGAUCAAAACAGGGGCAUACGAAUAACUUUAAGUUUCUCUCGCAUUUAAUGGUAUGUCCGUCAUAAGAACAUUUUGUCUCUAAUGAAUACAAGUCUCCAAGAACAGGUACCAAUUAAGGUAUCGGAUUUUUUCAACAACAUGGUUUCAUCUAAUUGAAUGAAUAUGGCAUUUUGAAAAAUGUACUUAACAUUACGAAUUUAUUCCGUCCGUUUAAACGUAUACAAUAUUUGUCUAAACUACCCAGUUCUUAUUUUAGAUUUGAGUCUGCACACUCGAAAUUCCUCUUAGUUAUGUAAUCGACAUUGUCUUCCAAACUAUUAUUGUAGUAGACAUUCCGUGUUUUAAGAAAAUACAUAUAUUAUACGGUGUGUAUCAAACAACGGAACAGUAUCCAUGUUUUGUUCCAUUGAAAAAAUACCUUAAUUUUUUAACAGUCAACGUGAAAUAAUCCACUGGCCUAAGUAGUUAGGCAUGACUGCAAUUAAAAAAUCAAAGUAUCGGGUAUUAUGUGCAAUCUUUGGUGAUGGUACGGGAUUAUUUUAAGUUUAGUCUUAAGUUAGAUUAAAAAUAUAGCUUUAGUCCGAUUGUCUCAUAGAAAUCGAUUGUAAGUUUCAUUUCAAACCAGCCAGGGUAGUCUUGUGAGAUUGUAAUGAGAGUUGAGUUCAAGUGGAUGGUGCUAGAUAACGAUUUUAACGAUGCUGACUUGAAAUGAAACCAUUUAUGGAUCGGAUGACGCUUAUUGUCCGAUCUAUAAGCAAAUAUCAAAGACUUAUGCUUUGGUAUAAAUUGAAUCCACGGUAAGGAAUCUCUUUCCUCGUUUUAGUGAUACUAGCUCCUAAUUAUUUCUCAAAUUAAUAACACAAAUUACGUCACAAUUUUAAUUUGUAUUGUAACUAUAGAAAAUGUUAUGUUUGUUUUUGUUUUGUACUUAUUAUAAAGUCAAAAAUUUUUAAAUUCGAUAGUGGCGCCCCGAUGCGGCGUCACGGCAUGUCGUACCAAGUUGAACUGCAUUUCUAGAAGUAUUUAUAUUAUUUAAAUUAAAAUAUUGAUCGGUUACAGUUUGUGCUGUGAGUGUGUGUGAGAAUUAUGUAUUGUGUAAAUGUGUUAUUUAAUGCGUCAAUUGUUAUAAUUUUAAUGAUACGUCAAGGUCGCCUUGAUGAAGCGCUUCCGAGUUAUAAAAGAGGGUUUAAAAGACUAUGAUGCUCAAUUGAUACAUUUGCGCUUUCACAGCGAAGCUUGUGGAUAAAUUAGGUACUUAAAGAAUUGUAAAUAUGUCUAAAUUUAGAAAAUAGUAGUAAAAUUUUGAGAAAGUAAUAUUACCUAAUUAUGUUAGUAGUACCUACUUAGCAUUUAUGAGAUUUUUAAAAAAGAUUAUUGUUAAAGUAUUUUGUACAAUUUGGUAAGAUUGAAUAGAUCUGAAUUUUGAUAUUGGCUUAUCAUGUGUCGAUGCGUCGAUGGCGGUCCGUUACAAUUGUGAUAGCGCAAUGCCUUCGUUAUACAUACUGUUGCAUUUAUUAGCAUUUCGAUACAAUUUUCAAACUGUAUUUUAAGAAACAAACAAUUUGUUACUCUGUAUUGAUAAGCAAUAUAUCAUCAAUAAAA
Trichoplusia ni (cabbage looper) is the source of this 4542-nucleotide messenger RNA. RefSeq names its product transcriptional regulator ovo-like (gene ovo). Gene Ontology annotation, molecular function: RNA polymerase II cis-regulatory region sequence-specific DNA binding; DNA-binding transcription factor activity, RNA polymerase II-specific. The record is from RefSeq and is a predicted model, not a curated record. Lineage: Eukaryota; Metazoa; Arthropoda; Insecta; Lepidoptera; Noctuidae. Gene Ontology annotation, biological process: regulation of transcription by RNA polymerase II; epidermal cell differentiation. The transcript is spliced from 4 exons. Gene Ontology annotation, cellular component: nucleus. The coding region runs from base 367 to 2868 and encodes 833 amino acids.